AUGGGUGGGAGGGUCAAGAGACCAGAGGAGGCAGGACAGGAGCUGCCCUCCCCUAUGGGUGGGAGGGUCAAGAGACCAGAGGAGGCUGAACAGGAGCUGCCCUCCCCUAUGGGUGGGAGGGUCAAGAGACCAGAGGAGGCUGAACAGGAGCUGCCCUCCCCUAUGGGUGGGAGGGUCAAGAGACCAGAGGAGGCAGAACAGGAGCUGCCCUCCCCUAUGGGUGGGAGGGCCAAGAGACCAGAGGAGGCAGAACAGGAGCUGCCCUCCCCUAUGGGUGGGAGGGUCAAGAGACCAGAGGAGGCAGAACAGGAGCUGCCCUCCCCUAUGGGUGGGAGGGCCAAGAGACCAGAGGAGGCAGAACAGGAGCUGCCCUCCCCUAUGGGUGGGAGGGUCAAGAGACCAGAGGAGGCAGAACAGGAGCUGCUCUCCCCUAUGGGUGGGAGGGUCAAGAGACCAGAGGAGGCAGAACAGGAGCUGCCCUCCCCUAUGGGUGGGAGGGCCAAGAGACCAGAGGAGGCAGAACAGGAGCUGCCCUCCCCUAUGGGUGGGAGGGUCAAGAGACCAGAGGAGGCAGAACAGGAGCUGCUCUCCCCUAUGGGUGGGAGGGUCAAGAGACCAGAGGAGGCAGAACAGGAGCUGCCCUCCCCUAUGGGUGGGAGGGCCAAGAGACCAGAGGAGGCAGAACAGGAGCUGCCCUCCCCUAUGGGUGGGAGGGCCAAGAGACCAGAGGAGGCAGAACAGGAGCUGCCCUCCCCUAUGGGUGGGAGGGCCAAGAGACCGGAGGAGGCAGAACAGAGUGCUCGGGUUGGGAUGUAG
This is a messenger RNA of Oncorhynchus mykiss (rainbow trout), 816 nucleotides long. NCBI's taxonomy places the organism in Eukaryota, Metazoa, Chordata, Actinopteri, Salmoniformes, Salmonidae. The record is from RefSeq and is a predicted model, not a curated record.